Coniosporium apollinis CBS 100218 is the source of this 861-nucleotide messenger RNA. RefSeq lists its product as uncharacterized. The record is from RefSeq and is a predicted model, not a curated record. The coding region runs from base 1 to 861 and encodes 286 amino acids. Gene Ontology annotation, molecular function: oxidoreductase activity, acting on the CH-OH group of donors, NAD or NADP as acceptor. The transcript is spliced from 3 exons. Lineage: Eukaryota; Fungi; Ascomycota; Dothideomycetes.
AUGCCCGCCCGCCUCGCCGGCAAAACCGCCCUGAUAACGGGCUCCUCCUCCGGCCUUGGCCGCGCCAUCGCGCACGCCUACGCCGCCGAAGGCGCGCGCGUCUGCUGCGUCGACAUGUACCCGACGCUGCGCAACGCCGUGAACUCCUCCACGGGCAAAGCGGACGACUUCCACAACCGGCGUAGCGACGGAGUCCCGACGCACGAAUCGCUCGUUGCGGAGUACAGCGGGGAUCAUAUUUUUGUGCGGGCGGACGUGACUCGCGCCGAGGACGUCGAGGCGGCGGUCGCAGCAUGCGUGGAGAAGUUUGGACGGUUGGAUGUCAUGGUUAAUAACGCGGGGAUCAGCGUUGAGAGCACGCAUGUGAGGCCGCUACGGGUGCACGAAACGAGCGAAGGAGACUACGAUCGGACAAUGGCGAUCAAUGCCAAGGGCGUAUUCCUGGGGUGCAAGUAUGCGAUCAGGCAGAUGCUGAAGCAGGAGCUAGUGGAGGGGAGAGGGGGGGAUAGGGGGUGGAUUGUUAACACGGCGAGCACGCAGGGGCUGGUCGCGUAUUAUGGGACGCCUUCGUAUUGUGCAUCCAAGGGAGCGGUGGUGCAGCUCACGAAGCAGGUGGCCGUGGACUACGGACCGGACCGCAUCCACUGCAAUGCGCUGUGCCCAGGCUUUCUCAGGACGACCAUGACGCAGAACAUCCAGAGCGAUCCUGAAGCCCAGCGAGCAAUCGAUGCCGCACACCCCCUCGGGGGCAUGGGUAACCCUGAGGACGUUGCCCGCGUUGCCGUCUUCCUUGCCAGUGAUGACGUGCGGUGGAUGACGGGUGUUCCCCUGCCUGUUGAUGGCGGCGCAGUUUGCUUAUGA